AUGGCUCUCGAUACUACCCCUGAGAAGUUACCAAACCGAAUCCAACGCGGAGGAAUUUUUGACGAGGAAGCCCAAAGAAGCUCGCAAUCAGUUGACGAUUUUAAGUUAAAGGAUGAAGAAACAGAAUCAGCCACUCCAACUGUGGAGAGUGGAAGCUCUGGGACACCAAUAGAUCAAUUGGACUGGGACUCGCCAGAAGAUCCAGGGAACCCGCAGCUAUGGUCAAAUUGGAAAAAGGUCUUCCAUACAGCAAUACCGGCCUUGAUUGGCUUUGUUUUAACCGUGGGAACAUCAUCAUAUGUACCAGCUCUCGCGUUGGUGAUGAAGAAGUUCGAUAUCUCUAGAGAAGUGGCCCUUCUUCCCCUAUCAUUAUACACUCUGGGCUUCUGCCUCGGUCCCACGUUCGCAGCACCCCUCUCAGAGAUAUAUGGGCGAAGGAUUAUUUACUGGAUCACCAUGCCAUUACUUUUGAUAUUCACCGCUAUUGCAGCUUCUGCCAAUAACAUUACACAAUUGAUACUUUUCCGUCUGCUCGCAGGUAUUGGAGGGUCGGGGGCGCUGGCAAUAGGAGCAGGGACCAUCGCAGACAUGUGGGAUAAUCAUCAAAGAGGCAGAGCUGCUUUAUUCUUUAUCCUCUCGCCGUUUCUAGGCCCAUCUUUAGGGCCUCUGAUCGGGGCCUACAUCAUCGCCGAGUAUAACAAAAACUGGAGGUUCUCUUUGUGGGUUAUAAUGUUCAUCGCAGCCCCGAUCCUGGUUGCGUCCCUCUUCAUGCAAGAAACCUACAAACCGCGCAUUCUAUAUCUCCGCAACAAAGCUCGUGGGGAAAAGAUUCCUCAUAAGACAGGCGAUACCCGUCUCCUGUUACGGGAGCUGCGUACUGCAUGCCUCCGACCGAUCAACAUGAUGCUUUUCGAACCAUUAGUAGCCUUCCUCUCCAUCUACACCGGAUUCGCCUUCGCCAUGAUGUUCUCAUUCUUCGGCUCCUACUCCUAUGUAUUCGCCAGCGUCUACGGCUUCAACAACCGCCAAAUCGGCCUCACCUUCCUGGGCCUUCUAAUCGGCUUCCUCUUCGCCGUCACCUCAUUCGGCAUCUUCGACGCUACACUCUACCGCAGAGCAGACAAGCGAGCCAAUGGGCGUCCAGCCCCCGAACACCGCCUCUACGCCGCGCUCCUCGGCUCGAUCAUGCUGCCCAUCGGCCUCUUCUGGUUCGCGUGGGCACCCUCGCACUCCGUGCACUGGAUCGUCCCUGUUCUCGCGGGAAUUCCUUUUGGCUGGGGCUGUCUCUCAAUCUUCAUUGCUGCUACUACCUACCUUGUGGACGUGUACCAAGCUGCGAAUGGUGCGAGUGCGGUCGCUGCGAAUGGGAUUUUGCGGUACGGAUUGGGUGCGGCGUUUCCGUUAUUUACGCUGCAGAUGUACGAGAGUAUGGGGAUUCAUUGGGCAGGGAGCGUAUUUGCGUUUGUGGGAUUGGCGAUGACGCCUGUGCCGUGGGUGUUUUGGUGGAAGGGGAAAGUGUUGAGGGAGAGGAGUUUGUAUGAUACUUUUAAGGAGUAG
This is a messenger RNA of Lachnellula hyalina, 1557 nucleotides long. RefSeq names its product Polyamine transporter. The transcript is spliced from 4 exons. The record is from RefSeq and is a predicted model, not a curated record. Bases 1 to 1557 code for a protein of 518 amino acids. Gene Ontology annotation, biological process: spermine transport; spermidine transport; transmembrane transport. Gene Ontology annotation, molecular function: spermidine transmembrane transporter activity; spermine transmembrane transporter activity. Lineage: Eukaryota; Fungi; Ascomycota; Leotiomycetes; Helotiales; Lachnaceae. Gene Ontology annotation, cellular component: membrane.